This is a messenger RNA of Rangifer tarandus platyrhynchus (Svalbard reindeer), 924 nucleotides long. Lineage: Eukaryota; Metazoa; Chordata; Mammalia; Artiodactyla; Cervidae. The record is from the annotation of a GenBank genome assembly.
AUGGGGGCUCUAAGGCCCUGGGCCCGAUACGGGCUACUGGCUGUGGCCCACCUGCUGGCCUUGGGGCUUGGGGCCACAGUGCUCCAAGCCCUGGAGGGGCCUCCAGCCCUUCGGCUCCAGGCUAACCUCAGGGCCGAGCUGGCCACCUUCCAGGCAGAGUUCGGAGCCUGCCUGCCACCUGGGGCGCUGGAAGAGCUGCUGGGCACCGCCCUGGUAGCCCAGGCCCAUGGGGUUUCCAGCCUGGGCAAUGACUCCGAGGCCAGGAACUGGGAUCUGCCCUCAGCCCUGCUCUUCACUGCCAGCCUCCUCACCACCACGGGUUACGGCCACAUGGCCCCGCUGUCAGCUGGUGGAAAGGCCUUCUGUGUGGCCUACGCGGCCCUGGGGCUGCCGGCCUCCUUAGCCCUUGUGGCUGCCCUGCGCCACUGCCUGGCGCCUCUGCUCAGCCGCCCCGGGGCCUGGGUAGCCACCCGCUGGCAGCUGACGCCGCCCAGGGCUGCGCUGCUGCAGGCAGUUGCACUGGGCCUGCUAGUGGUUGGUGUCUUCGUGCUGCUGCCAGCACUGGUGCUGUGGGGUGUACAGGGCGACUGCAGCCUGCUGGAGGCCAUCUACUUCUGCUUCAGCUCCCUCAGCACCAUUGGCCUGGGGGACCUGCUGCCGGGCCGCGGCAGUGGCCUGCACCCGGCGCUUUACCACCUCGGCCAGUUUGCGCUUCUGGGUUACUUGCUGCUGGGGCUCCUGGCCAUGCUGCUGACCGUGGAGACCUUCUCGGAGCUGCCCCAGGUCCGUGCCAUGGUGAAGUUCUUCGGGUCCAGCGGCCCUGUGAAUGCUGAGGACGAAGGUGCCAUCAUAGGCCAGGACGAACUGGCUCUGAGCACCAUGCCACCCUCAGCGGCGGCCCCAGCACAGGCCCCAGCUUGCUGA